CGACGUUCGGACGAGAAACUACUUCUGCCAAUUUUCAAUAAAAAUCUUCCGACAUUUCUUAAUUUGUCAACCGGCGUACAACUGCUCGAAUAUGGACGAGGAUGUUUAUCGCUUUGCCGAAAAUGAAGUUGUUCUUUGUUACUAUCAAUCUAUAUUGUACGAAGGGAAAGUUGUAAAACGUAAAAUAACUGACGAUAACGAGGUUUAUUAUUAUAUUCACUAUUACGGAUGGAAUAAUUCAUGGGAUGAAUGGGUACACGAUGAUAAAGUUCUGUCUGUUAAUGAAUUUUCAGUGGAUCAUAUGGCAUCACUCCAUUUUGAGCAUAAUAUCAAAGUAAACUUGCAUGUAGGAAGACCUAAGAAACGUCGUCCGUUAGACCAAUCCGAUAAUACGUCUUCGGACGAAGAAACAUACACAUACGAGACAGUGUGGCCCUCACAUAGGAGGAAUGCCGCCUUUCAUAUGGGAUACAUAAGGCCAGGCACUAGGCGAUAUAACAGGCCGCCCCCAGACCGUGAUCUGAUGCGUCCUUCAAGAUAUAACAGAAAACUAUUUGACAUGCCAACGGUAUUAAAGCGCAGAGUGGCGUUCGACUAUAGUAUGAUUAACGUAUUCCAUAAGCAAUUAAAAUGUCCACCAAGAAUUACCAUCUCACAGUUAGUUAUUGACUACAUAGAUUCAAAACAGCACAAGAGUUUAUUUAUCAGGGAGAGAGCAAAAAAUGUAUCAUUGACGAUGGUACAACAUUUUAAUGCAUAUAGACACAAGCUUUUAUACGAAAUUGAGCGUUUAAAUGGCGUGGCCCAAAAAGCUCAGUAUUUAUUAUUAGAAAAAAAAAGACAAAACGAUUUAAAAUUACAAUUUCCUUACCCUGAAGACUUAUGGUGUUCAAUAUAUGGGCCAAUAUAUCUAUUGCGGUUUUGUGUUAAUUUGGAAAAGAUUAUAAAACCAACAUUGUUGGAACCAGAACUGUUACCAUUAAUGAUCGAUGUUGUAAAUGAUUUUUACAUGUUCAUUGUACAAAACUUUUCAAGGUAUUUCUCCAAUGAUGAUUAUGAAGUAUGCGGCUUACUGGUACCGAUAGUCUUAUAAUGCAGAGUUAAAAAAACCACCAAUUAAAAUUUUAACAAGUAGCAGUCCUUUUUAUAUUUUUCGAUCGAUGAUUACAAGCCUACAAUUAUUACGAGUGAAACAGAUGUCACGUCCCAAAAUACUAAAUAAUGGAUCAUCGAAAACGACUGUUUUGCAUGUUUGAUUGAAACUAUUUCAUUUAA
Molecule: messenger RNA, 1275 nt
Organism: Adelges cooleyi (spruce gall adelgid)
Lineage: Eukaryota; Metazoa; Arthropoda; Insecta; Hemiptera; Adelgidae
Product: mortality factor 4-like protein 1
Exons: 11
Coding region: 92-1093 (333 amino acids)
Biological process (GO): regulation of DNA-templated transcription; chromatin organization
Cellular component (GO): nucleus; NuA4 histone acetyltransferase complex
Source: RefSeq, a predicted model, not a curated record